Messenger RNA from Gadus morhua (Atlantic cod), 1635 nucleotides. It is a transcript of the gene chrnb1l, whose product is annotated as cholinergic receptor, nicotinic, beta 1 (muscle) like. NCBI's taxonomy places the organism in Eukaryota, Metazoa, Chordata, Actinopteri, Gadiformes, Gadidae. Gene Ontology annotation, molecular function: acetylcholine-gated monoatomic cation-selective channel activity; transmembrane signaling receptor activity. The record is from RefSeq and is a predicted model, not a curated record. Gene Ontology annotation, cellular component: postsynaptic membrane. The transcript is spliced from 11 exons. Gene Ontology annotation, biological process: monoatomic ion transmembrane transport. Bases 52 to 1554 code for a protein of 500 amino acids.
AACAAAGUCACAUGGUGUGGGGGUCGGAGUGGCGAGCGAGCUGACACACGGAUGGCUGCGAAGAUGGAGGUCAGGAUAAACUGGCUGGUGGUUCUGUGCGGCUGCCUGUGUCUCGCCCUGACCGGAGCAUCUGAGACGGAGCGGCGCCUCCUCCAGAAGCUCUUCACAGACUACAACCUGAAGGUGCGCCCGGUCAUCAGCUGGGAGGAGAAAGUGAUGGUGCGGGUGGGGAUGACCCUGUCUCAGCUGGUCAGCCUGAAUGAGAAAAAUAGCGAGAUGACAACCAACGUCUUCAUGAAUCUGUUGUGGACGGACUACCGGUUGUCAUGGAACCCGGCGGAGUAUGACGACAUCGAAGUGGUCCGGGUUCCCCCAAACAAGGUCUGGCGCCCCGAUAUCUACCUCAUCAACAACAAUGACGGCCAGUUUGACGUGGCCCUGUAUGUCAACGUCUUGGUUUACAGCAGCGGGGUGGUGACCUGGUUACCCCCAGCCAUCUACCGCAGCUCCUGCUCUAUCGAGGCAGCGUACUUCCCCUUCGACUGGCAGAACUGCACCAUGGUGUUCAGGUCUUACACCUACGAUGCCUCCGAGGUCGACCUCCAGUACUUCCUGGAUGAGGACGGCAACGAGAUCCAGGAGAUUGUCAUCGAUCAGAACGCCUUCACUGAGAACGGGGAGUGGAACAUUUGCCACAAGCCCAGCAGGAAGAACGUGAAGCGGGACCUGUAUGAAGACAUCACCUUCUACCUGAUCAUAGAGAGGAAGCCCCUCUUCUACAUCGUCAACAUCAUCGUGCCCUGCAUCAUCACCAGUGUGCUGGCCAUCUUCGUGUUCUACCUGCCGCCCGGAGCAGGAGAAAAGAUGACCCUCUCCAUCUCCGUACUCAUCGCCCUCACCGUCUUCAUGCUGCUGCUGUCCAAUAAGGUCCCUGAGACGUCGCUGGCCACGCCCAUCAUCGUCAACUACGUCAUGUUCACCAUGGUCCUGGUCACCUUCUCCGUCAUCCUCAGCGUGGUGGUGCUCAACCUCCACCACCGCUCCACCAACACCCACCAGAUGCCCAAGUGGGUGCGCAAGGUUUUCAUCGACUUCCUCCCAAAGUACAUCGGCAUGACCAGGCCGCCAACAGAGGAACCAGAGGAGGAGUGGGAGAAGGAGCAGGAGUCUACCGACUUGGGCCGACCGCUGCAACCGCCGCCCGGGAGACGACCUGGGGGGGAGUACUUUAUCCGUAACAUCGACCCCGAUCGUGUCAUGCCAUGGACAGACAGGAACGAGAGCACGGUGCAGCUCCAGCGCUACUUUGACACCGAAAGCUACUGCCUGGUGCUGCCGCCAAACCUCAAGUCGGCCAUUGCGGCCGUCACCUACAUGAGUGAACAGCUGAAGAAACAGGACACGGGUGACUCGAUCACAGGGGACUGGCAGUAUAUAGCCCUGGUGGUGGACCGGCUCUUCUUCUGGCUGUUUGUGGUCAUCACAGGUCUGGGCACCCUGGCAAUGUUCCUGGAUGCCAGCUUCAACUUCACCCCAGACGAGCCCUUCCCAUAGUCCCCACAAACACACACUUACACACACACACACACACACACACACACACACACACACACACACACACACACACACACACAC